Molecule: messenger RNA, 1166 nt
Organism: Cucurbitaria berberidis CBS 394.84
Lineage: Eukaryota; Fungi; Ascomycota; Dothideomycetes; Pleosporales; Cucurbitariaceae
Exons: 3
Coding region: 237-761 (174 amino acids)
Source: RefSeq, a predicted model, not a curated record
GUGCAUUAUGCCAACCAUCUAGUUUAUUGCGACGUGAAAACGGUUACUGCGACUUUAGUAUUGAAACAAGUGCCGUGCGAGACUGUCUCGGUGUGCUGCAUCUUCGAUAUUAUAUAGGACGUGGAGUAUACGUCUCAGCUACUAAAUGAAGCUGUAACAUCCUCUUCUUGGUUAUACUCUUGUCGACCACAACUUCUCGUCUCAAGCAAAGACACAGCUAGAUCUUUAUCCAUUCGAUGCAUAUCUCUACUCCUUUCCUGCUGUUAGCAAUUUCCAUUGCCACCACGGCGUACCCGCUCCCGCUGAGCAAACUCGAGCGAUCAAUUCCGCAUCCCGAAUCCGUCGACGCGCUAUCCGAUGCCUUCUCCUUGGGUUCACUUCCGCUCAAGCGCACAGUGAAAAGUUGGGCGAACGAUGAUGCUCCAGCUCCUGAAGCAGAUGAUGAGGCAUCUAUACGCAAACGUGAUUCCCAGUAUGAGGAUGCGAAGCUUAGCCCCAUGUGGAAGGAUAUCACAGGUCCCGACGGUUGUCUUCCCAAGUAUAUUGAAAUGUUCGGUGAGAGGAGAGAGAUGUGGCAUCCACCGGGCUAUAAGGUCUGCGGCGAGGGGGACCGACAGAAAAUAGCAGGGAGAGGCCUGUUGGACAAGCUGAAAGACCUUGGUAAGUCUGUGGGAGAUGAGGUAAAGGGGGGUUUUGAACAAGUGAAGGAGGAGCUUGGAAAGAUCAAGAUUACGCCGCCAAAGGUGGAUAUUCCUCAGUGAAGGCACCGAUAAGCAGAUCAGGAAGAAACAGUCACACAUGCGGGUUGAAACAGUAUCCAACAGAAGUUACAAUAUAUAGGAAUGGAUGGGUUAUUUUCGGAUUUGAACUUACAGAGCGAUCUACAAUCGACUCUGGAUCUUUUCCAGUGUGUCUCCAAGCGCGUACUCACUCGCUACGGUCUUACUCCUCACUUGAUCUCCUUCCUCCUUCGUCACAUACCGCGCCUCUACCGCUGGAUUGUAGUCGAACAAACUCGCCUUUUUGAUCUCCUCGUCGCUGAGCUUCACACUCUUUUUCCCAUCCGCUCGCUUAUACACAUUCACCACGACCGCUCCGCCCAAGCCAAGGUUAUGCUGCAGUGCGAUAUCUGCGCCAUCGACAAGUCUGUUGUUUGCCCAUCCACG